GACACAGACCUCCCUACCCCCUCUUUUCUCGCGUCCUCAUCUUUCCCUACACCACGGUGCAUAUACCAUAUUCCUAAACGAGUCAGCGAGAUUCCAGUUAGGAUAAACUAGGACAGGACAAUUUAAGCAAGAUGGCGCUUCCCCUGUCGCCAGCUAAAGUGACGCUCCGAUAGUGCAAUGAGUAUUGGAUAUCUCCUAGGGAAUAUAGCGAGGAUUCUGGAUAACUCUUUUCAGCCUAAUCAAUCAUGUGGCAUUGAUCUACUCUACAGACAGAGGAAGAACAGAACUUGACUUGGAGAGUAAGAUUUACCACUGGACGAAUGUCAAGGUGUUUGUACAGUCAGAGACAAAACCGAAAACGAUGUAGCCUAAAUAACGGAAUCACGUCGACAAAAGCAGCGCGAUAAAGCAGCGGGGUUCUGUAUUCUGGCUCAUCAUCAUCAAACUGGUUGGAUGACGGAGAAGAAAAGCGUGGGACGGGAGAUGCCUAUCUGUCGUUUUUAAUCAUCCGUCAGUCAAGUGAAUGCCUGCGGUAUCAAAUUCAAAAACAAAUACCGACGGGAAUGUUUGUCAACAUAUGUCUAUUGAUCCGAUGUGAAGGAUGCGCGCACUGCGUCUCAAGGGUGUCAAAGAUAAAUAACCUAAAAUGCAGCGUUUAAUUUGACUGGCAUACAAUCCUUCGGCUAAAUGUGCUUCAGUCAACAUCUGAUCUAUUUCCAUGUUGUAUUUUGAUAAACCCUGUCUGCUGUCGUCUCAAGACUGAAGAGGGAGGAGGAUGUCCGUGGCUCUCUCCGUGACGGUUAUGUCUUCAGCGUUCUUUAAUCCCACUUUUGCCUUCAGUUCCCAUUUUGACUCAGAUGGCGCUCCACUGAGUGAGCUGUCGUGGCCGUCGUCUCUGGCAGUGGUGGCUGUUUCCUUCUCUGGGCUCUUCACCUUCGUCUUCCUCAUGCUGGCCUGCCUCUGCUGUAAGAAGGGACACAUCGGGUUCAAAGAGUUUGAGAACACAGAGGGAGAGGAGUACCAGGCUGACCUGGCCUCGUCUCAGAAUGGACCUGAAGUCUACAUCCUCCCCCUCUCUGAGGUCUCCCUUCCCGUCUCCAAACAGCCCGGACGAUCCAUCCAGCUGUUGAAAUCGUCAGAGCUGGGUCGCCACAGUCUACUCUAUGUGAAGGAGAUAGGACAUGGUUGGUUUGGCAAGGUUCUCUUGGGGGAGGUGAAUGCAGGUCUCAGCACCACCCAGGUGGUAGUCAAGGAGCUGAAGGCCAGUGCCAGUGUCCAGGACCAGAUGCACUUCCUGGAAGAGGCACAGCCAUACCGUGCCCUCCAGAACCCAGCCCUCCUGCAGUGCCUGGCACAGUGCUCAGAGGUUACACCCUAUCUACUGGUCAUGGAGUUCUGUCCUCUGGGCGACCUGAAGAGUUACCUGCGCAGCUGUCGGGCGGCUGACUCCGUGACCCCUGAUCCCCUGACCCUCCAGCGAAUGGCGUGCGAGAUCGCCUCGGGCCUGCUGCACCUUCACAAGCACAACUUCAUUCACAGUGACCUGGCCUUAAGGAACUGCCUUCUGACCUCAGAGAGGACAGUAAAGAUAGGAGACUAUGGCCUCUCACACAGCAGAUACAAGGAUGACUACUUUGUGACUCCAGACCAGAUCUGGGUGCCGCUGCGUUGGAUCGCCCCAGAGCUCAUAGACGAGGUGCAUGGUAACCUACUAGUGGUGGACCAGACUAAGGACAGCAACGUCUGGUCUCUGGGAGUGACUAUCUGGGAGUUGUUUGAGUUGGGGAACCAGCCGUACAGACACUACACUGACAGACAGGUCCUGACCUACACUGUGAAGGAACAGCAGCUCAAACUAACCAGGCCCCGGCUCAAAGUACCCCUGGCUGAGCGCUGGUAUGAAGUGAUGCAGUUCUGCUGGCUGCAGCCAGAGCAGAGACCCAACAGUGAGGAGGUACACCUCCUCCUCACCUACCUGUGUGCCAAGGGGGCCAGUGGAGUCCAGGAGGACUUUGAACAGCGCUGGAACUCCCUGAGACCCAACCUGACUGGCAGCACCACCCACAGCCACACCGCCCCAGCCCCUCCACCACUAGCCCAGACUACUGUCCCUGCCCCAGCCCGACCAUCUAUCCCUGGGGACGUGGAGUUGGAGCCGGCCUCCACCUCCCGCAACUCCUUCCCCCUCCUAGAACACUUCUCCCACGACAGCUUCCACUCAGACAGCGGUGACGACAUCCUAACCGUGACAGAGACCAGCUAUGGUGGGCUCAACUUUGAGUACAAGUGGGAGCAGGCGAGAGCCGAGCAGCCAUACUGUUCCUCAUCCACCAGCGGGCCUCUGGGCCAGGGCAACCCUCACUACCAGGACGUAUACUACCCCGUCGGGAACACCUCCACCUCGGGCAGCUGUAAAGGGGACGGAGGGGAUGGAGGGCUUGUUCUGGGGGUCUCCCCAUCCUACUACGAGUCCGACCACUCCGGAUCGGGGUCAGGGUCGGGGGUAGGGGUGGUGCCGGUGUUGAGCGCUCACAGCCCUUCGGUCGGCAGUGAGUACUACAUCCGUAUUGAGGAGCCGGUGGAGUGUAAUAUCAACCUGGAUGAUAGUGUGGUUGACUACAGCCCUGGGUUGGAGGCUGAGGAUGGCAGCCUCUCCUCAGGGAGCAGAACCCCACAGCCCCAGUCCCAGUCCCAGUCCCAGCCCAGUGCCUACUGGUCAGCAGCAGCAGGCGAUAGCAGUGGGGGUAAACACAGUACCCAUGACUCUGACAAUAGCCCGGCCUUGUCCCUGACCAUGGAGCCUCUCCUGAGACAGACAGCCAGCACAGCCAGUCCCGUGGAGCUGGGGCGGUCCCACCAGUACUUCUCACCCAAUCAGAGACAGGCUUUCUACUGUGAACAGUCGCCCAUUCGAGAGACGUGUUGCCAAUCACCAGAGGACACACCCAUAAUGUCCCAGCUGAACCUGCAUCAUCCAAUGGGGAGGCUGGAAACCCCUCUGGGGGUGGGGUCCUCCCACUCCCAGUGCCUGAGUAGCCCUAGUCUGGGACACUGUGACCCCUACCUCGAGGCUAGCCAAGGCUUCUCCACCACAGCCAGAAGGACGGUUAGUGAAGGCUACUAUGACAUGAUGGGUCCCCUCAGAAAGACUCUACCCAUGGCUAAACAUAUUAGCAUCGACGUGGAGACAGGGGACGGGGGACUUUUGGUGGGGGGCAGGAGGAGAGGAGAAAGUGACACUGGGGACAUCGACGAUGGUGAUCUCUUCUCUGAGAGAGAAGCCACCAACUGGACCUCCAACCACUCGGCCAAUAACAACAGCAUGACUUUUGACCUUAGGCAGACGGGCCAAUCACAGGACAGCUAUCUGGACCUCCAUUACACCAACACCACGACACACUCCUCUAAUGUAACAGGCUUGUGUAACAGUAGCAACAUGUGCCAGCAGCACAGCUCCAGAGCCUUCAGCUAUAUGGAGGCCACAGGGAGAGAGAGCACUGUCUUCUCUUCCUCUAGCAGACCCAAUGAGGGCAGUAGUGCUACUACAUAUAGUCACCUGUGUCACGGAGCUAGAGAUAAACCUGUGUGUCUCUCAGACCACUCUACCCUAGAUCAUCUCAGAGGUGUUGCUGUUGACUCUCUCUCCAGCUCUUCUGUUGCUGUCAAGUGUGUUAACCUCAAAGGUGGUGUAAAGGACGGCGUCCCCACCACCAAAACUACAACUACGGUGUCUGUAGAGGGACACAGUAAAAACCCAUCUCUGAUUACAGGAGAGAGGCCAUUCUCCCAUCCCAAGAUGAUCCCAGAACCAGGCUGUAUCCAAUCUCCAUCCACAUACAUGGAGCUUGACACUCGCACAGGCCUCAGCACUAAGGCAGUCCUGACAGAGAAGCAGGGGGGUAAUGUCUGGGAGAUACCUUCACAUGUUAAAGACAGAGGUCCAGUGGAGGUGAUGUCUGGUGGUGUGGGGGAGAGGAGACUGGGGAUGGGGUUGGCCCACCCUGAAGGGGUACUGCUGGAGCCGGUCGGGUCCUUGUUUGAGGCUAGCAGAGGGCUGGACAGUGGGUUGGAGAUGGCCGGUCAUUCCAGCAUCAGCCUAGUGGACAUCAGCAACUGUAGCUACGACGAUGAGGACGAUGACAUAACGGAUAUCACUUCUGGAAUUUUGGCCGACUACUCCCUGGACUAUGCCGACGAGGUCGGAGACGAUCUAAGCCCCGCCCACCACCCCCACGGACGCUCCCUGCAGAACCCGGUGGGAACCCCCGACUCCGUGGACACCCUGGACAUGCUGUCGCUGUCAUUGUCGGUUACCACCGCCAGCCCCUGUGAGGCCUUCAGCCUUGAUGACGUCUUUCUCCAUCCCUCCUCCUCCCUCUCCUCCUCUUUCACCUCCUCUUCUUUCACCUCCUCAUCUCUCCUCCCCAAGUCCCUGGACAGUGGCUACGACACAGAGAACAAUGAAAGCCCAGAGUUCAUCCUAAAGGAGGGAGGUGGGAAUGGGGACUUCCUAUUGGACUGUGAAGGAAACCAGCAACAACACCCAGUCCUCGGUGGGAGCCACCUGGCCCGCGGUGGGGUUAGCCUGGGGCCGAGGUCGGAACAGAUGGUCCUUCAGCAGGUGGACCUGGGUGAUGGGGUUGGGGUCACUUUGUGUACCUCUUCCUCCUCUGGCUGCACUGAGCUGCAGCUAAAGGGACUAAGUGACAAGAAUCCAUUCGUGGACUCUGCCUACUUCUCUGACUACGACGCGGAGAACGAGAGGAGUCCCCAGGAUGAAGGGAGUAACUUCUUCUCCAGUCCAGGAGAUAAGAAGGACUUUGUGGGGCACACAGCCUCGAAACAGAGGAUACGGUCGGCGAGGAGAGAUGAACUCCAACCACAGACGGGGAGAGAGGACGGUUACCGUGACCUGACAGACCUGACAGGAAACACAAACACAAAUACAAAUACAAAUGGAGUGGUGGUGUUUGACACUACCACAGGUUCCUCUCCCUCCUCGGCCCCCGGCCCGCGCCUCUCCAUGCUGGCCCCCUUCCCCCCUCAGAUGGGGGGCUGUCUGGCCAAAGAGUCCGCCCCUGACGAUGCUGUAGGCCUGGAGUCUGAGCACAGCGGCGAGGAGCCGGCAUCUGGGUGCAGCUCCACCAUGGUGUCUGAGGGUUCCUCCACAGUGCAGGAGGCUUCAGCCAGACACUCUGACCAGGAGAACCAUCACAGGGCCUCAGAGGAUGACUACUCCCCCAUCCAGUCCCUGGGCUCCGACUCUACCAUAGACUAUAGAGAGGAGGUGAUGAAAGAGAAGGAGGAGGAUGGGGAGGGAGAGCAGGGAUCGACUGAGGAGGACAUGCCAGAGUUUAAUCAGGUCGACGAGGAUGGAGAGAAUGGAGAGAGAGGAGGAGAAGAGGAGGAGUAUGAGGAGUUAGAGGAGGAGAACGAAGAGGAGGAGGAGAAGGCUGGCUACAGCAGACACCAGAACGGUCCUGUUGGCCUACUCACCUCAUCUCCAUCGCUCCUCUCCUGCUCCCCCUCACUCCAGGAGCUGUGUCGGGAGGUGGAGAGGCGAGCUCCUCUAACCGAGGGGGAGGAGUCAGACGACAGCGAGUCAGAGGAGGAGCUGCGGAGCUACAACCUGCAGGAGGAGCUGAGCGAGGAGGAAAGUGAGGGGGAGGUGAUGGGGGUGCCGGUGGUGGUGAGCGAUAGUAGUGGGGCCAGAAACCUCCGCAGCCUCCUCAAGAUGCCUAAGCUCCUCACACAGUCCUUCUGUGACGAGCUGGACAGGAAGAAGAAAGCCGUGUCCUUCUUUGAUGACGUCACCGUCUUCCUGUUCGACCAGGAGAGCCCCACAGGAGAGCUGGCUGAUUUCACGUUUCCCCCAGGAGCAGAGUCCAACAGCCAGGCCUCAGGCGGGGAGAACCCCCAGCCGGACCUCCAGCCCCACCCCACCAUGGGCCACCACCACCACCCCACCAUGGGCCACCACCUCCACCCCCCAGGCAGGGCACCACACGCCUCAGAGGACUCUGAUGGCAACAUGUCAGAAGAAGGUGGUGGGUUUGAGUGGGAGGAUGACAUCCCAUUGAUGACCAGCCCGUUGUCCAGCCCGUCUACAGCUGAGCCACCGGUCUCCGAUCCCAUCCCGGUCCCUGCUGCCAAGCCUCCCGAGGACAAGCCUCCCGAGGACAAGCCUCCCGAGGACAAGCCUCCCGAGGACAAGCCGGUAGCAGUAACAGCAGCAUCACAGUUCUCCCGUUUCAGCGUGUCCCGCUCCCGCUUCUCCAUCACACACGUCCCCAAUCCAGACAUGAACUCUGGAGGGAGCAGUGAAGAUGGAGAGAGGCAGUGAAAGAAGGAUUGAAGGGGUCUUCUCCAUGACAGGAAGGAGUAUACCUCCUCUCCUAGUAUGACUACCAGGUGUUCAGACCUGGGAUCUCAAGGACCUGAUGACCCUGUAUGAGCCAAUGCCUUGUAUCGUAGUGACACAACAUCUACAUUCCAAAUGACAGCCUAUUCCCUAUGUGUCCUGGUCAACAAUAGUGGAAAACAUAGGGAACAGGGUGCCAUUUCGGAUGCAGACAAACACCUUAAAUGGUUCCUUCUCUUACUUUGUAUUAUUACUCCAGAGAGAGACAGAGAGAUAGCUGUAGGAACGACGACAGAGUCCUGAGAGGACCACAACCAAGCAGUAUGUGACUGAUAAUAUAGAUGUAUUAGAGAUAUAUAACAUCUACACUUAUGACAAUUAUUAAUAAAUUAUUUGCUCAAAUCACCAUUGACGUUCAGUAGCAUCAAGUCAUUUGGGGAAAAGGAAAAAGAGACAAAAAAAUAAGAAAAAAUGACAGACUUGGUCUCAUUGCUGCUCUCUCAUUGGCUGCUUUGGUCCUCCAUCUGCUUGCUCAUCGGCUGGUUGGAUCUUCUAGAACAGUGUUACAGUGCUUCCCUGGAGCCAUUGAAUAACGGCUGAUGACUGCCCCACAGGAAGCUGCUCUCUGUGGGGGUUCAAAGAUGAAGAUAACCCCCCCUUUACAAAUGACAGAGGAAUAGGGGUGGGGGUACUGCGAAACCUACUGUGCCCCCUUGACAAAGCCACAGGAAGGUGGACAGUCUUGCUGAUGUUUUAGUUCAGGGAUAAAAUUAUUAUUAUUAUGAUGUUACACCAUAGCAUUGAAUAUGUGUUUCUGAUUGGCUUGAAGGGCAUUCUAGAGCGUGCAUUAUUUCCGUAUAACUCACGGUAUAUUUGCACGAUAGAAAGGUUCGUUCUUACAUGUUAUAUGUUUGAGUUGCUUUUGAAAGCAAAAGUUCAAUUGAAAACAUUAUUGGCAUGUUUGAAUUCGAUUUUCAUAAUGGCGAACUAAUGGCGAACUAAUGGCGAACUAGGACUGAUGGUUUCUAGCAGAAAAUGUGUUCAAUUAUAGCCCUGGUAUAAAAGGGAUAAUCAACUUGGGGCUCUAUGCAUACUGGAAAAGUGGAAAGGCAGCUGGAACACACCUUCCACAUCGUUUGGUUGAUUAUCUGGUUGAUUAUCCCUUACAUAACAGAUCAUUAGAGCCAGAGCCCUGUUGAAAUCUAUGUAUGUUAUAAUAUAUAUGGCUCUGCUUACAACUUGGUAACACUGUUAUGUGUCUGUUUCACAGUUCUUUGUAACGUUAGUUACUCCUCUCCUUACAAAAAAAGGUUGCCGUUUUGAAACUGCAGUAAAAGUGCAGUAACUGCAGUCAGUCAACUGUGGUAUUUUGGAUGCAGUAAUUACAGAAUAACUGCAGUGUACUGCAGUUGAACCUCAGUUAUACUGCAGUUACACUGCCAAAUGACGGCAGUAAAAAAAAAAAGUUAUUUUGGACACAGUUUUUGCAGCAAACUGCAGUUAUACUGCACUCUAAUGGCAAUCUUUUUUGGUAAGGGUCCUCCCUCUCUCUGGUCAAUGAAGACCUCCACAUCUGUUCAACAUUCACUUCCUCCAUUAGAAUUAUUAUGCCAGUUGAGAAGCUCUAAAGUAGAUGUAUUUCGGGUUUGAAGCCGUGAAAAUUGGAACACAUUUUUUUGUACUGAACAAAACCUGAUAAGAGGGCCAUUUCAGCCGAGCGUUGUAGGAGCCUGUUCGUAGCACCACCUAUAGAUCAAUGUUGAAAAUACUUCUACUGUACCUGCAUUUACGUUUCAGGUCACCCCUGUGUUGGGUCUACAUGACUGAAAUAUAAGGCGGAGAACACUGUUUUGUAACGUUAAUGUAGUGGAUCUGUUACAGCAUAGAUCCAUGAGGGUCGUGUUCCUUAGGGGGGAAAAGGGGGGAAAAGUACUGAAAUGAGGGUGAAACUAUCUGGACUUAAAAUGAUAUAUAUAUAUAUAUAUAUUUAACUAGGCAAGUCAGUUAAGAACAAAUUCUUAUUUACAAUGAAAGCCUACCGAGGAACUGCCUCGUUCAGGGACAGAAUGACAGAUUUUACCAUAUCAGCUCGGGGAUUCGAUCCAGCAACCUUUCGGUUACUGGCUCUAACCACUAGGCUACCUGCUGCCCACUUGUCCGACUUGUCCAAUAAGACACGCUCAUUAACGUUUUUCAUUGCAAAACCUUUUCCGUUAAGUGCCCUAAUGAACGUGACCCAGGAUCCCUGUUUGUGUCUGUCCCUGGAAACUCAAGGGUCAGUUGAUAACAAAACAUUAUUAGUGCAUUAUAAUGCAUUAUAAAGGACACUAUAAAGCAUUAUACAUUACUGUCUAGCCCAUGUAAUGAUUCAUACAGUAGCUUUGCUCACGUUUCAUUUAACCAGCGAUACAAUGAGUGGUGACAGAGGGAGGGAAAAGAGGGAUGAAUAGAAGAAAGAGAUUUGCAUCCUAAAAUGGCACCCUAUUCCCUUUAUAGUGCACUACUUUUGACCAGGACCCAAUGGGACCUUUAUAGUAGACUACUUUCGACCAGGGCCCAUAGAGCAUUUGGGACGCCACCCAGGUGAAGCCACAGCCAAACUGGUUUGGUCAUAAUAUCUCUUCUGGACGGUUUUCCUGGACACAGAUGAAUCGUAGUCCUGGACUAACAAACACUUUCAAUAGAGAAUCACCAUUAAAAUAGGUUUUGAGACCAGGACUUAUUCUGUGUCUGGGAAACCAGCCCUGUAUGUUUAAAUGCAAGAGCGCCUUUCAAUUCAACUACAUGGCUAUACUAUAUCUGUCAUGAAGCUGUGAUUGUCACCGGUCUACCUACACCAUCUAAAGCAGGUCUAUUUUAUUACAUGUAAGAGAUGGUUAUCUGUACAGGUGUUCAAGGUGUACAGACAUUGCAACAGGACAGUUACAGAUUGACACAUCUCACAUAAUAAUGUAUGAAUGUUAUCAACAUGUUUCAAGAUCAUUUGACUUGGUUUUACUACUGCUGUACCCUCUCCUCUCCUUCCGGGGCCACGUAUCAGGAGUGCUGACUUAGGAUCAGUUUGGCCUUUUAGAUCGCAAUAAAUAAGAUCACACAGGCAGGACCUGAUCCUAGAUCAGUACUCAUUCUCUAAGACAUUUGAUACAUACACUGCCCUGAUUCUCCUGAGUCACUACAAGGGCCAACUCUAUGUUUUCUCUCUCUGCCUGCCUUUUAAGUUUUUCACAUUCUGCAAGAAGAGAGACUUUUCCCCUAGUAUUUCUUAUCUACCAAUAUGAGUAUAUUUCUGAAAUGGCAUCAUAUUCUCUGUAUAGUGCGCUAAGAAAAAUACUCAUAUUUGUGCACUACAUAGGGAAUAUGGGCCAUUUCAGUCACCACUUUAAAACCUCUAUGGGAUCGGUGUCCCCACAAUGGGGUUGAGCUAAUGUGAUUAGCAUGACGUUUGAAGUAACAGGAAGAUUUCCCAGGACAUAGACAUAUCUGAUAUGGCCAGAAAGCUGAAAUUCCUGUUAAUCUAACUGCACUGUCCAAUUUACAGUAACAGUGAAAGAAUACCAUGCUAUUGUUUGAGGAGAGUGCACAGUUCUUUACUUGAAAAUGUAUCAAUAAACCAAUUAGACACAUUUGGGCAGACUUGAUACAACAAUUUGAACAGUAAUGCGAUGGUUUAUCGGAUCAGUCUAUAACUUUGCACACUUUGCACCAUCGUAUUUCAGACACCACUUUAAAGUAAUCCACUGCAGCCAGAUUGUGGAGUUACUCACCUUCUCCUCUUCGCUCUCUGUGGAGCAUAAGUCCUCAACCAGUCCAUGCCGGCUUGUCUAAAUAGUGGCGGUGCGUAAACAUAGCACUUACCACAAAUUCCUUGUUUUCCCUGUGUUUGCCAUAUUGUACAUUGCUUUUGUCAUUAGCACAAUAUACAUGAUCCCGAUUUUAGCUUCAAGGCGGCGGCCAUUUUGAAAAUCCUAAAAGGUAGAUUGAGCUGAUUUAAUGGCACACUAAAACAUGUCGCGCGCCAUAGUUUUGAAACACAGUGGAUAGUGCUAAAACAAUUAUGCCAUAUCUGAAUUCUGCCAUCUUCAUGCACGUUGGCCAUUUGCCAAAGAGAAAGGACAACAAUAACCAAUGGCUAAGCUAAAUAGACAAUUGAAAUGAGUUGAGAGUUGAGUAGGUGAGAUGGGUUGGUCCGUACACCAGUAGUAACACCAUCAUGGACCCCAGAAAGAGUAGCUGCUGCUUUUGCAACAGCUAAUGGGGAUUCUAAUCAAAUACCAAAUACUAAAUCAUCAUCACUCUAUAGAUCCAUUCUAGCCUGGUCCCAGAUCUGCUGGUGCUCUUUCCAACUCAUUGUCAAGCCAAACAUUUGACAUAGAAAUUCCACAAGGUGUUGGUAAGAGAGCAGAAAGAGACUGGCAUCCAGGCUAGUUCCAUUCCUCAAGGCCUAUGUCUCAGUUUCAUGGCUGUCGUGCUAAAGUAGAAUUCAAGACAAAUAAAUCAAGACAGUUUUGUUUC
Molecule: messenger RNA, 10873 nt
Organism: Oncorhynchus kisutch (coho salmon)
Lineage: Eukaryota; Metazoa; Chordata; Actinopteri; Salmoniformes; Salmonidae
Product: serine/threonine-protein kinase LMTK1
Exons: 15
Coding region: 776-6343 (1855 amino acids)
Biological process (GO): peptidyl-tyrosine autophosphorylation; brain development
Molecular function (GO): ATP binding; protein tyrosine kinase activity
Source: RefSeq, a predicted model, not a curated record